UCCAACUCUCUAAUCCAUCUUUUUCAUAUUUAGUUUCUGUGAAGAUGGGGAAUUGCUCUCAAAGAGCAGUAUCCGACGGUGGUGGCUCUUCUGUCAAAGUAGUUGAAAGGGGUUCCACAAACAUCGUGGAAGAAUACUACAGAAGUUGUAGUUGCAGCUCAUUGGCGCCGAUAAAGAGGGAGGAAACUCUAAGGUGUCUUGUCAAGCAAGGUACAUUAAGCCCUAGAAGAGUUGGGCCAAAGAUUCAAGUGUCGCCACAGAGAAGAAACAGAGUUUGGAAAGCGAAAGUGCUGAUCGGGAGUAAACAGCUUGAAGAUAUUCUAGCAGAUGAUGGCAAUACUCAUGCCUUGAUUGAUCAACUUCGGAUUGCCGCCGCAGAAGCUUCAGCCUCGGAGAUAGUUGGAGGUAGAAACUUAUCAUCACGAAAAAGCAAAGAGAGUUAUUUCUGUUAG
Messenger RNA from Eruca vesicaria subsp. sativa (arugula), 452 nucleotides. Lineage: Eukaryota; Viridiplantae; Streptophyta; Magnoliopsida; Brassicales; Brassicaceae. The record is from the annotation of a GenBank genome assembly.